AAUAAGUUUGACAGCUGACCUGUGUGCUGUGUGUGUAUUCAUGUAUUGUAUUUAUCAGUUAAUUGCUAGAAUUCUAAAUGAAUACACUUAAUUAAUGUUACGUUAGUGAAUUAGUUAAUUACUUCUGUGUCAAACUCGACAAAUUACACAAAAGUCUGACAACAGUGUUCCGCGAAGUGUAGAUUUGCAUAAACAAAAGACAGUCGGGAUUUGUGAUUAAAAUGACUGUGGUAGAAUUAUUUUCUCGUUGCAUAUCGAAGACCUUAGUUUAAUACCUACUAGUUAAUUAUUGUAGAGCCGUGUAAUAAUACAAGACAAUAUCAUGGCGCAUGACAACCCAGUGGUGACUGUGAAACAGGGUAAAUUGAAGGGAGCGGUUAAGAAAGGUUUAGAUGGGAGCCCUUACUACAGCUUCAAAGGAAUCCGCUAUGGGGAACCUCCGGUUGGAGAGCUACGGUUUAGGGCACCAGUACCAAUAAAGCCAUGGGAUGGUGUACGGGAUGCUACAGAACACGGGCCAGUGUGCCCUCAGUUUGAUAUGUCUAUAGUGGACUUCGUGGAAGGGAGCGAGGACUGUCUCAGUUUAAACGUCUACACAAAGUCAUUGCAACCUAACUCAAAACUACCCGUUAUGGUCUAUAUACAUGGUGGAGCUUUUCUAUCAGGAUCUGGCAACGCUGACACAUAUGGACCUGAAUUUUUAUUCCUACAUGAUGUGAUUGUAGUCACUAUCAACUACAGGCUCGAAGCACUAGGUUUCCUCUGCCUAGACACUCCUGAAGUACCAGGCAACGCUGGUAUGAAAGAUCAAGUUUUAGCCAUGCGUUGGGUUAAAGAAAAUAUCAGCACUUUUGGUGGGGACCCUGACAAUAUCACACUGUUUGGAGAGAGUGCUGGUGGAGCCUGCGUGAACUUCCACAUGCUCUCACCAAUGUCAAAAGGACUGUUUAACAAAGCGAUAGCUCAGAGUGGAGUUUGUUUAGAAUAUUGGGCGAUAGCUCACCAACCUGUAGAAAGAGCGUUUAGAUCGGGCAAAGUUCUAGGCAAAGACACUAAGGAUAAGAAAGAAUUACUGGAUCAUUUAAGAGGUUUGCCUGCUCUUGACCUAGCGAGGCUCACAGUCAAAACGAGAACUCCAGAUGAGAAGUUCAGAGGACUACCUAUUUAUUACACACCAACAGUGGAGAAGAAAUUUGAAGGACAAGAACAGUUUUUGACUGAAGACCCUCUACAAAUGCUUUUGGCAGGCAAAGUGAACAAAGUACCAUUCAUGUGCGGGUACAAUACUGCCGAAGGGAUAUUAUUAGUCCCUGAACAUAGGAAAAAGUUGGAAGUUCUGAAUAAAGAACCAUCCUACCUUGUUCCAAGAGACGUAGCAAUGAUAUCUUCUAAGGAGAAACUGGAAGAGUUCGGCCAGCGGGUCAAAGAGUUUUAUUUCAGAGGUAAAGAUGCCACUGAAGAUGAUGUACAGGCUAUAGUAGAUGUCCAUACAGAUAUUAAUUUCAUGUACCAAGCUCAUAGACUAAUGCAUUUCUACCAAAAGAUGGCUCCAGCUUACAUGUACCGAUUUGACUACUGCACUAAAAUGAACAUGAUGAAGAAUAUCUUUGGUGAUGAUGCAGUGAAAGGCGCAUGUCAUGUAGAUGAUCUCUUUUAUCUGUUCCAUACACCAAUGACUGAAAGUAUUUAUGAAGAGAAUGAGGAGAUAAGAAAAGCAGUGUAUGAAGUUACUAAAUUAUGGACUGAUUUUGCAAAGACUGGUAAUCCUACACCAACAAAGGGCAGCGUGGAAUGGCGGCCCUACAACAGUUCAACCAAAGAGUAUUUACUCAUAGACAAAGAAACAAAAAUGUCCAGUAACCUGGAGAAGGAAAGAGUUGAAUUCUGGAAUAAAAUGUACGCUGACGCUGGUUUGCCUAGUAUUACUAAGUCUAAUUUAUAGAUUUUUAGACAAGUAGGUAAAUAAUGCGUAGAUGUAGAUAGGUAAAGUCUGGCUAUUUUGGCUGAUGUAAUUUAUUUCUUGUAUAAGUUGUGAUCCAAUAUUUAUGUCAAUAUUACACUCCAAGUAGACAAUGUUAAGCAAGCAUUUAUUAAAUAAAUGCGAAUAUUGUGUUAAACACACCAGUAUAGGUGUAUAAAUAAAUAUAAAUUAAUUUGCAUUCUUGUGAUGCAAUCAAUGGCAUUAUUUUCUUACUGUUUAACAGUUUACUUAGAAUGAUAAUUACCUCAAAUAUUUACAUUAAUGGUAGAUAAGCUUCACUUUAGCUCGCUAAAGUAGCUUUUAUUUUAAGCAUUUUGCAAGGAACUUCUCUACCUUAUAUUGGUUUAUUUUUUAAUUCAAUGUAAUAAAAUCACAAGAACCGCAGUCAUCAGGCAAAUGUUAAUCCAUGGAGUAUUUUUAUAAGUUUUAAAUAUGAAAUAAGGUUUAAUAUAGCUUACAAGAAAAUUGGUUACACUGGAAACCAAUAUAGUUGAGAAAAGGCUCGGGAGAUGAUGAUUUUUUUAUAUUUAUAGGAAAAGUCAGUUUUACCUUAUAGGACUACAAACAAACUGAUCCCAACCAAGUUGGGAAAAGCUGGGCUAGCUACUUUUUAAAUAUUUUCUAUGAUUUAUGGAUAAUAUUUUAUACAGAGGUAUUAUAAAUACCUACAAAACGCUGAUUUUAAAAGAAAGGAGAUGAAAAAAUAUAUAAUUAAGGAAUUUAGUAAGUAAGAAAUUGUACUGAAAUCAUCACAUAUUUCUUUGUAUAUUUGUAAUGACGUAAGUUAACAUUUAUUAAAUAUUUUAUUUAUUUAUAAUGGAGCAAUUAUUCUUGAUAUGCUAUUGUUAUGGAUAGUUUAAAAGGACUUAUUAUGAAGUGAAUAGAAUAUUUUUAUCUAUAAAGAAUGAGAAAAGGGAAAUAUGGAGAUGUUACGAUGAUAGAUUUUUACAAAUGCUAUCUCAUUUUAAUUGACUUAUUAAUUUGUUUUACAUCUUGUUAUAAAUAAAAAAUAUGUUUUGUAA
Molecule: messenger RNA, 3003 nt
Organism: Helicoverpa zea (corn earworm)
Lineage: Eukaryota; Metazoa; Arthropoda; Insecta; Lepidoptera; Noctuidae
Product: juvenile hormone esterase-like
Exons: 4
Coding region: 323-1942 (539 amino acids)
Source: RefSeq, a predicted model, not a curated record